Messenger RNA from Exophiala aquamarina CBS 119918, 582 nucleotides. RefSeq lists its product as uncharacterized. The record is from RefSeq and is a predicted model, not a curated record. Bases 1 to 582 code for a protein of 193 amino acids. NCBI's taxonomy places the organism in Eukaryota, Fungi, Ascomycota, Eurotiomycetes, Chaetothyriales, Herpotrichiellaceae. The transcript has a single exon.
AUGAUGGACAUUACCAACGGCGAAGAUCCCGCAUCACCUUUCCGAACUCCAAUUAUCAACAUAACCGGACACAACGCUGAGGGCAGAGCAAUUGUACAGGAAGUAAUCAACGAGCCCCUUCAGGCAUACAGAGGAAUGAACACAAGACACACCCUUGUAUGGACAGGAGCAUUCCCUCCAGAUCUCAAUGACGAUGCAGACCUCAAAGACUUUCAAAAGGCCAAAGCACGGAAUGAAUUAGCCAUCGUCAGACCAGGCGGCGUCGUCUGCCGCAUUGUGGAUUUUGGCCCUAAUAACAGGGUCAUGAUGCACCGGACACAGAGUCUGGACUUUGGCGUCGUCAUGAAUGGCACGAUUGAGAUGGAGCUGGAUGAUGGUCAAGUUACGACACUGACUGCGGGAGACGUGGCUGUUCAACGUGCCACGAUGCAUGCGUGGAGGAAUCCUAGUAAGACGGAAUGGGCGAGGCUGUUGUUUGUUCUGCAGGAUAGUAAGCCCUUGGAGAUUUGUGGACGGAGGUUCAAAGAGGAUUUGGGUACCCUUGGACAUCAGGUUUUCCCAGAUAGUGGAAACGAUGUAUAA